UUUAAAGUUACGAGCACCAGGUGUCGGAGGAGAACUCUGUAUUACUUAUGACGACAUCAACAAUGCUAUCCACGAGGCACGCAGACACGUGGGUCAUCCACAUCGAGAGAUUCACGAGCUGUCCUCUGACCUACCAAAACCUAAACAUAUUGCUUCGGCCGCUCUGGUCCUAGAAGAAGCAACCCGAAUCCUUGCUCAACGAUAUAGCUUGUCUUACGAUGCCAUUGUUAACGGUCUGCCACAAAUUGAUACAUCUAAAACGGCAGUGAAAGCGAUCUGUCCUACCUUCCUAAAGCCAGUGAAGUGCGAGAUAAGCCGUUACCGGACUCUGACAGGCAUGUGCAAUAACCUGGAAAACCCUUCCUGGGGCAGUGCACGGUCGGCCAUGCUCAGGUAUCUCCCUCCAGCUUACAGUGACGGUAUUUCCGUUCCAAGACGUGCUGUAGAUGGAUCUGAGCUGCCAACACCUCGUGCAAUCAGUUUUGUUAUGCACCAUGACGUCAGCCAACAUGACCAACAGUUAUGCAACAUCCUGGUAGCUUGGGGUCAGAUGAUUGACCACGACAUGACCUUUGCUUCUCCAACUUUAGACGAAAAACGUAUGGACAUUGAAUGUUGUAAGUAUCCACACCAACUCCGCCAUCCUAACUGUAUGCCUAUCGACAUUCCUCAAGAUGACCCCUUCUACAAGUUCUUCAACAAGAAAUGCAUGGAUUUUGCUCGAACUCUUCCUGGCAUGAGACCCGGAUGUACUCUAGGCCCUAGGUUUCAGACAAACCAAAUCUCAUCUUACAUCGAUGGUAACUUCAUCUACGGUAGCCAAUUGGAGGACGCCAACAGACUUCGACAGUUUCGUGGAGGUUUUUUGAAAUCCGCUCCACUCUACCGAGAACUCGGCCUAAAAGAUAUCCUACCCAUGAAGACAGUUGAUCCGGAUGUGGGUUGCUCUGCUAGGCCAAGAAAUGUUUAUUGCUUUGAUGCCGGUGAUGAACGAGUAAACGAGCAGCUGGUGUUGUCUGUAAUGCACACAAUAUGGAUGAGAGAACAUAACAGAAUCGCUGAAGCCUUAGGACAGAUUAAUCCUCACUGGGAUGACGAAACGAUCUACCAAGAAACGCGCCAUAUUGUCAUCGCCGAGCUGCAACACAUUACGUACAAGGAGUUCGUUCCUACAAUCCUUGGAACUGAGAUGAUGAGGAAAUACGGCCUAGAACUUCUAUCUCACGGUUAUUACGAUGGGUAUGACCCAAAAAUCAACGCCGGUGUUCGAUCAGCUUUUCAAACAUCUGCUUUCAGAUUUGGUCACAGUCUGCUCCCCGAUGUGACUGAGAGAUAUAACAAGUUCCAUGACAAACUUGAGUCCAUUCGUUUGUCCUUGCAAUUGAGAAAACCAUACGAUCUAUACAAGCCGGGUAUCAUCGACUCAUUUUUGAUGGGACUAGUAAACCAACAGUCUAACAGGAUGGAUCCUGAAGUGACCACUGAAGUAACUAAUCACCUAUUCGAGAAACCUGGCGAGAGGUUUGGAAUGGAUCUGGCAGCUCUCAACAUACAGCGCUCCCGGGAACACGGUAACCCUGGUUAUAACUAUUACAGAGAGUACUGUGGACUUCCAAAAGCACGUGACUUUUAUGACCUAAUCGGAAUCAUGCCCAACACGACAGUACAGAAAUAUUCUCAGCUGUACAAACACGUGGAUGACAUCGACCUGUGGAGUGCAGGUAUCUCCGAGUAUCAUCUCCCAAAUGCUGUUGUAGGCCCAACUUUUGCCUGUUUAAUUGCAGAACAUUUCACUAACAUCAGGCGAGGAGAUCGUUUCUGGUACGAAAACGGUGGUUGGCCUUCAUCCUUCAGUCCUGAGCAACUCCAAGAAAUCCGAAAUGUGCAACUGUGCAGAGUUCUGUGCGAAAAUGCUGAUGAGAUGGACACCAUUCAACUGGACGCCAUGUUGGUUGCACAUCCUCAAGGUUGUCUUCUACUCAUCACUGUUAAGCCAGAAAACUACAACCUGAGUCUCAAUGUUAAGCCAGAAAACUACAAUCUGAGUCCCACUGUUAAGCCAGAAAACUACAAUCUGAAUCCCACUGUUAAGCCAGAAAACUACAACCUGAGUCUCAAUGUUAAGCCAGAAAACUUCAAUCUGAGUCCCACUGUUAAGCCAGAAAACUACAAUCUGAGUCCCACUGUUAAGCCAGAAAACUACAGUCUGAGUCCCACUGUUAAGAAAAAAAAGUUCUGA
Molecule: messenger RNA, 2239 nt
Organism: Limulus polyphemus (Atlantic horseshoe crab)
Lineage: Eukaryota; Metazoa; Arthropoda; Merostomata; Xiphosura; Limulidae
Product: peroxidase-like
Exons: 14
Biological process (GO): response to oxidative stress
Molecular function (GO): peroxidase activity; heme binding
Source: RefSeq, a predicted model, not a curated record